Molecule: messenger RNA, 381 nt
Organism: Lactuca virosa
Lineage: Eukaryota; Viridiplantae; Streptophyta; Magnoliopsida; Asterales; Asteraceae
Source: the annotation of a GenBank genome assembly
AUGGCGGAUGGUAAGAUGUACAAAGUGGGGUUGGUCGAAUAUACCGAUGAUUGGUCUUCAUUUCAUUCGGCUCCGUUCGAUAAAGCCGAAAAGGAAUCAGAUGAGGACGUGAAUGAUGUUGGGGAGGAGGAUUAUGAAGCUGGUGUUUCGGAAACUUGGAUGAUGGAAGACAAUAAUGACGAUGAAGAAGGAGAAAUCAGAUUGGAAUCCUCACCUAAGAAAGCCUCGCUGUCAGACCGGACACAUGGUGAUAAUAACAAGUCCGACGAUGAGAAUAGAUGUUGCCAACCAACGACAACAUCCCCGAUGUGUACGAAAAUCCAGAAUGAAGUUAAUGCAGGAACUAGGUUAAUAAUUAAUACGGUCGAAGAUCUUUGUUAA